Parnassius mnemosyne (clouded apollo) is the source of this 543-nucleotide messenger RNA. Lineage: Eukaryota; Metazoa; Arthropoda; Insecta; Lepidoptera; Papilionidae. The record is from the annotation of a GenBank genome assembly.
AUGAAAAUACACACCGGAGAAAAACCUUUUUCGUGUAAUAUCUGUGAAUAUAGAUGUACCACAAAAAGUAAUUUCCAAAGACAUAUGAAAAUACACACGGGUGAAAAACCUUUUUCGUGUAAUAUCUGCGAAUAUAGUUUUAUUACAAAAAGUCGUUUGCAAUCACAUAUUAUGAAAAUACAUACUGGAGAUAAACCUGUUUCGUGUAAUAUCUGUGAACAUAGAUUUAUUAGAAAAUGUGAAUUGCAAACACAUAUGAAAAUACAUACUGGAGAAAGACCUUUUUCUUGUAAUAUCUGUGAAUAUAGAUGUGUUAGAAAAAGUAAUUUGCAAUCACAUAUGAAAACACAUACUGGAGAAAAACCUUUUUCGUGUAAUAUUUGUGAAUAUAGAUGUAUUAGAAAAACUGAUUUGCAAGCCCAUAUGAAAAUACACACCGGUGAAAAACCUUUUUCGUGUAAUAUCUGUGAAUAUAGAUGUAUUAAAAAAAGUCAUUUGCAAAGACAUUUAAAAACACACUCUGGCGCAAAACCUUUUUCGUGA